Messenger RNA from Carya illinoinensis, 1361 nucleotides. Its product is annotated as NADPH-dependent aldehyde reductase 1, chloroplastic-like. Gene Ontology annotation, molecular function: oxidoreductase activity. The record is from RefSeq and is a predicted model, not a curated record. Lineage: Eukaryota; Viridiplantae; Streptophyta; Magnoliopsida; Fagales; Juglandaceae. The coding region runs from base 139 to 1020 and encodes 293 amino acids. The transcript has 4 exons.
ACCCCCAUGCAUAUCAAAAUUUAACCUCAUCAAUAUUUGUAAGCUAGACCUCAAAAUCUCACUGAUUAACGACUCCUUUAUCGGAGACAUUUCCAGGAACUACUACGACGUAGACCACCCAUUGGAGUGUUUGGAAGAAUGGCUUCCUGUGGCCAGCAGUUUCCACCACAGAGGCAGGAGACACAGCCUGGGAAAGAGCAUGUCAUGGAACCCACCCCUCAGUUUUCAAGCCCAGACUACAAGCCUUCCAAUAAACUUCAUGGGAAGGUGGCGCUAGUGACUGGCGGGGACUCGGGGAUUGGGCGGGCGGUAUGCCACUACUUUGCACUGGAGGGUGCUACCGUGGCCUUUACAUUUGUGAAGAAUCAGGAGGACAAGGAUGCUCAGGAAACACUCCACAUAAUCAAAAAGUCGAAGACCGCUGAUGCAAAAGAGCCAAUCGCUAUAGCAGCCGAUUUGGGAUUUGAUGAAAAUUGCAGAAUGGUAGUUGAAGAAGUGGUGAGUUCCUAUGGCCGUAUUGAUAUACUGGUUAACAACGCGGCUAAGCAGUACAAGGCUUCCUCGGUGGAGGAGAUCAAUGAGGAAAGGCUUCUGAGUGUGUUCAGAACCAAUAUCUUCUCUUACUUCUUCACAGUAAGACACGCUUUGAAGCACAUGAAAGGAGGGAGCUCCAUCAUCAAUACUACAUCCGUGAAUGCAUACAAGGGACACAGCACACUGAUCGACUACACCUCAACCAAAGGUGCAAUCGUGGCUUACACGAGAGCUCUAGCACUUAAUCUCGCAUCAAGAGGCAUACGUGUCAAUGGCGUCGCCCCCGGACCGAUCUGGACACCAUUAAUACCGGCAUCAUUCAACGAGGAAGAGGUUACUAAGUUCGGGUCUGAAGUCCCUAUGGGAAGGGCUGGUCAGCCUGCUGAGGUUGCACCUUGCUUUGUCUUCCUUGCUUGCAACCAUUGCUCCUCUUACAUGACUGGCCAGGUUUUACACCCUAAUGGUGGGACUGUAGUGAAUGCUUGAGGAUCUGCCGGAGAAUGUGUUUAGUGCUCUCUUUCGGUGUUUUUCCGAGUAAAGUAGCGGUCUUAUGUAUAUGGAAGAAGGGGUGGUGACUAUGUUAUGAAUACUGUUUUAUGCAUAUAACUCAGAUUCUGCAGUGCCAGAAGAGUGGUAUGAUGUCAAACGUGGUUGUAUGGUGUUUCAGCUAAGCUGCGUUAGUAGUUGGUGGAAGUUUGUAACAAAGGGAAGUAUAGAGAACAUAGAUUGUAUGUAUUGAGCUGCUCGCAUGCGCAAGACUAAGCUUGUAAUGAACUUUUUCUUGUUAUGAAAGAUAAUAAAUGCAAGGGUUCCUAAUUCAUACAGUA